AUGACGACAUCUUCGAAUCGAGACCAUUUCUUUCAGACAUCCGCAUCUUUAGAUGACCAGGAGCGGAAAAAUGCCAAGUCUCAGAAUACAAAUGGAAACCCAAUUCGGCUGCCAGGCAAGAUUUUGGCAGCUCAUUCAGACCCCUGGAACAAUGGCUCAGUAUAUGUUGCCCACAGCAAUGGCACCGUGAGAAGAGUUAUCCUUGCCACAGGCGAAACAGCUAAAUUAUUCACUGGGCCCAUGGCGCCCGUGACAUGCCUUUCUCUGAGCCCCGAUGGGAAGCUUUUGUUUGCUGGAUGCUGGGACAGAACUGUUUGGAGCUGGGAUACGGCGACGGGUCAGCCGCGCCGCAAGUACGAAGGCCAUGCUGACUUUGUCCGAUCAGUCACCAGUGCAAGACUGCGUGGUGAGGAUCUUCUCAUCUCCGGUGGAGCCGAUGCCCAAGUUCUAGUGUUCAAAAUCGCAAGUGGCGAGCGUUUGGAGACCUUCAAGGGUCACACUCGUGGCAUCCAGGACCUAGUUCUGGACCCAGAAUCAGAAGAAACCCAGCCAGUGGUAUUCAGCGCCGGUAGUGACCGUGAAAUUCGCCAAUUCAGUAUCUUCGGUGGGGGUAGUAUUACGGACCCCCUCCUUCCGCAUGAGACCAGCGUAUACAAGCUCUUUUUCGACAAUGAUGGCGACCUAUGGACCGCUUCAGCUGACAAGACUGCCAAAUGCCUGGUUCGAGCGGAUGGCUGGAAGGCCAAUCUUACGCUAGAGCAUCCCGACUUUGUACGUGAUGUUGUAGUCCACGAAACGGGUGGAUGGGUUGUGACCGCUUGUCGGGACGAGGAGGUUAGAGUGUGGAACCGGUCGACUGGAGAACUUUAUCAUACCUUUUCUGGCCACUUUGAGGAGGUCACCGGGCUUGUCCUUGUGGGGUCGACCGUUGUCAGCGUAGGAAUUGACGCGACCAUUCGCCAAUGGUCACUUCGACCUGACGAGCUCCAGAAAGCAGUGGAACUUGCAAAGAAGCCCACAGAAGAUGAGAAGAAGGAGGAGGAUAAACCAGCCGAAUCAAUGCUGACGGCAGAGGAAGAGGCAGAGUUGGCAGAGCUAAUGGGGGAUGAUUAG
Messenger RNA from Penicillium bovifimosum, 1113 nucleotides. Its product is annotated as WD40 repeat domain-containing protein. The record is from RefSeq and is a predicted model, not a curated record. The transcript is spliced from 4 exons. Gene Ontology annotation, molecular function: protein binding. The coding region runs from base 1 to 1113 and encodes 370 amino acids. Lineage: Eukaryota; Fungi; Ascomycota; Eurotiomycetes; Eurotiales; Aspergillaceae.